GGUGCAACGGACGACGAUGAAGAAAGGGAGUCAAUUGCUUAUUACUCUGCUCUUCCUCCUCUUGUGUUGUCUCAUUCCCAGAAUUAAAUACAAAACCCUUUCAUUUUAUUAUUCAUUGCAUCUUCUUCUCACAAUUGCAUAACCAUUUACUCCUAAUUUCUGACCUCUCAACAGCAAUCAAGAUUCUUUAUUAGCCUGUUGAACAUACAAAAGCAGGUAGGUACUUCAAGCUAGUAGCUGUUUGGAGCAGCCUGCUGGAUAUUUCAACUUUGAAAUGGAUCAGAACGCUGCUAUGGAGGAGGGAAAGGUUUUGAAAAAUGGGCUUGAAUUGGUGAAAUCGGUUGCAGAUAAACAUCUUGGUCUUUUGAGGCCGUCAUCUCGCUUAUUUUUAAUGUUUAAAGGGUAUACAUCGAAAAACAAUGAUCGUGAAAAAGGCAAGUAUGCACAUAUCAACGAAAAUGGUUUCCAGCAAGGACUUUAUGACAAACCGCUCCCUUGUUUCGGUUGUGGAAUCGGAUGGUUUUCUUUCUUAAUAGGGUUUGGGUUCCCUUUGAUGUGGUACUAUGCUACAUUCCUCUAUUUGGGAAGCUAUUAUAGGAAAGAUCCUAGGGAGCGCGCGGGUCUUGCUGCUUCUGCAAUUGCUGCAAUGGGGUUUUCAGUUAUCUUGUUUAUUGUAGCGACAAUUUUCUACUUUUCUAGCUGAUGAUGCUGGCGUAUGAUGAUGUUUUUGUCGGUUGCUUGAUUGAAUCCGAACAGCCGCAGCAGCUUGUAGAUACAACAUACAAGUAUUGAGUAACAUGAAAAUAGAUGAAACUUGUAUACCAACUAAAAUGUACAAUCUUGAGAACCUUUACAAUCUUAUUACUCAAAUUUUUGCAUGUAUAUUGGAUUUCUUUCCUUUUUGCUUUGAAUGUUAUUUACAGAUUUUAAGAA
Messenger RNA from Helianthus annuus (common sunflower), 933 nucleotides. RefSeq lists its product as uncharacterized. Lineage: Eukaryota; Viridiplantae; Streptophyta; Magnoliopsida; Asterales; Asteraceae. The record is from RefSeq and is a predicted model, not a curated record. The transcript has 6 exons. Bases 275 to 703 code for a protein of 142 amino acids.